AUGGCGCGGCGAGGGGUCUCCGCCGAAGAAGCCCGGCGGCCGAGGAGGAGCGCGGCCUCAUCGAGUUCAGGCAGCGAUGACGAGUUUGAAAACUUUUUAUCCAGAAUGAAGACCCCCAGACCUGCAACAUGCUGCGUUCCAAGGACACAGAGCAGAUUGGACGAUUCCAAGGAUGAUUUCUUCAUGUACCUCACAAGCAAAUAUGGAUCUGGCAAAAAAGGGCCGCGGUCUGCUCAGGCACAAGAGGUGCCUGGGGCACCUGAAAAGGGGGCUGCUCCCUCUGCCUCGUUUCUGCCUCCCCUUGUGUUCAGUGAGACCGACAGCGAUGACGACGACGACUCCGUCUUUGCCAAAGGCACCCCAGGGAGCCCCCAGCAGCCCAGACGAGCGCGCCAGGCCCCAAAGUGGACCUGGAGGAGCUUGCAACGCCCUGCCGCUCGCAGGGGCAGCCCCGACUCUCCCUUGCGCGAGGGGGAAAGGAGUUGCUGCACGGAUCAGUCUGGAGGCACCGCCCAGAGCCAGGAGGCGAGAGCAAGCACUGUGCUGGGAUCCGACACCUCCGACGAGGAGAUGGACAGCCUCCUGGUGCGCCUGAAGCAGAAGAUGGUCCUUUCUGCAAGGAAGGCAGCAGCGGCAGACCCCAGGGGCACCGCCGAGAGAAGAAGCGUCCUGCCUCCCCUUGGAAGCGCCCGCCCAGCUGUGAAGAGCGAGAGCGCCCUUCCCCCGCAGCCCAGAUCGCCUCUUCCGGCCACGCCGAUCUCUGUGCGAGCUCCGAAGAGCAGGGUGCUCGGUGACAUCACCCCGUCCCACCAGACACAGAUGAGGAGUUCCUGCCAGGUGCAGGGCUGCUUCUUGCAAGAGCUGUCCGACCCAGAAUCCCAGCACUCUAAGCAUUUCCGGAGAAGGAAGGGGGAGCUGGCCCAGAGCCUCUAUGAUUUCUACAACCGUUCCGUGUUUGAGCAAAAGUUGCCAGAGAAUAUGGAGAUUGUCUGGAACAAAAAGAUACGGAAAACUGCCGGGUGCUGCGUGAGUGGCCAGCUGAAGGGCCCUGAGGGGCAGCGCUAUGCCCGGAUAAUGCUGUCGGAGAAAGUCUGUGACUCUGCAGGCAAGUGGGGGGAAGGGGUCUUCCUGGGGUCCUGAGGCUCUGCUGAGUUGCUGCAAAGCUAAUUCUGCAUUUGGAUGGCAGUGCACAGAUUCAGAAAGGAGCUUUGAGGUUGAAGAAGUAGAGGGGAGACUGGUGGUAUUAUUUUUAUUUCCUUGCAUCCAAAUCCCACCUUUCUUCCA
Molecule: messenger RNA, 1284 nt
Organism: Podarcis raffonei (Aeolian wall lizard)
Lineage: Eukaryota; Metazoa; Chordata; Lepidosauria; Squamata; Lacertidae
Product: germ cell nuclear acidic protein-like
Exons: 8
Coding region: 1-1140 (379 amino acids)
Cellular component (GO): nucleus
Source: RefSeq, a predicted model, not a curated record